UUCGCGAGGUUGCACCAAGAAACAAAUAAAUAAAAUAAAAAUGAAGAUAAGAAACGUGACAAAAAUAUUUUCAUAUAAUUUGGGUGGACAUUUCAUCUCCACGCACUAAUUCAGUUUCAGCAAUGUCUUCUUCUUCUCUUCCUCUCCUCCCUUUAUUUUCUCUAAUCUCUCUCUUCUCUCUCUCAUCCGCCUACACCACCACCCUCUCCCUCUCCCCCACCGCGGAAGCGCCGCCACACGCGAAUCCAUGGCAGAGGCUAGCCCACCUCGCAAGCGCUUCCUUCAGCCGGGCCCACCACCUGAAGCAGCCGAAGAGCAACCUCUCCGCCAGCAGAGUCCCCCUCUUCCCCCGCGGCUACGGCGGCUACUCCAUCUCCCUGAGCUUCGGCACGCCGCCUCAGACCUCCUCCUUCAUCAUGGACACCGGCAGCAGCCUCCUCUGGUUCCCAUGCACGCAACGCUACUCCUGCAAUUCCUGCAACUUCGCCGACAUCGACCCGGCCAACAUCACUACAUUCAUCCCCAAAUCUUCAUCCACCGCCAAAAUCGUCGGCUGCAAGAACCCUAAAUGCAAAUGGAUCUUCCCCAAUGUCCGCUGCCGAGAAUGCGACAAAAGCUGCAACCAAGCAUGCCCGCCCUACAUAAUCCAAUACGGCUCCGGCUCAACCACCGGCUUACUCUUGUCGGAUUCAUUAGUCCUUCCGGAUCAAAAGGUCGAGAAUUUCGUCGUCGGCUGCUCGAUUUUUUCCAACCGGCAGCCGGCCGGCAUUGCCGGUUUCGGCCGCGGACCGGAAUCGCUGCCGGCUCAGAUGAAGCUCAAGUUGUUCUCCUACUGCCUUGUCUCCCACCGGUUCGACGGAAAACCGGUCAGCAGCGAUUUAGUCCUCGACAGCGGCGGCGGCGCUGCCGGAGGCGGCGGAAUCAAGUACACUCCGUUCCGGAAGAAUCCGGCGUCGUCGAACGCCGCGUUUCAGGAUUACUACUACGUGACGCUGCGGAAGAUCACGGUCGGCGGGGUGAAAGUGAAAGCGCCGUACAAGUUUCUGGUGCCGGAUUCCGACGGGAGAGGCGGCACGAUCGUGGACUCCGGCACCACCUUCACCUACAUGGAGAAGGAGGUGUUCUCAGUGGUGGCGGAGGAGUUUGAGAAGCAGAUUGGGAAGAAUUAUAGCCGGGCCGCCGCCGUGGAGAAGGAGUCCGGGCUCCGGCCCUGUUACAAUAUCUCCGGCGAGAAGACCGUGGAUUUGCCUCGGUUGACCUUCCAUUUCAAGGGCGGCGCGAAGAUGGCGCUGCCGCUGGCGGAUUACUUCUCGUUUGUGGAUGAAUCGGUGAUUUGCAUCACUAUUGUUUCAAGCAGUGGGAUGGAGGAUGGGAUCGGGCCGGGCCCUGCAAUAAUUUUGGGUAAUUAUCAACAGCAGAAUUUCUACUUAGAGUAUGAUUUGGAGAAUGAGAGGCUUGGAUUUCGGAGCCAACGCUGCAAAUGAGGUGACGUUAUUAUCUUUUUUUUUUUUAUUCGAGUUUUUUAAUUGACAAAUAAAUCAAGAAAAAUAAAUGUUAAUUACACGACGUCCAAACUCUAAUCCACAUUGUAUUAACAUAAAAACUUAGGGCUCAAUCUGUAUCUUUUUUCUUGUCUCAAUUUAAAAAACUCUGAUGGAUGGAUUAUGGAUACAUCAUGAAUUAUUGUUAGCUGACAAGUUUAAUUUGUACCUUCUUUAUUGUUCCAGUUAAUCUAAUAUUACAAGAACUUAAUAUA
Molecule: messenger RNA, 1756 nt
Organism: Salvia miltiorrhiza (redroot sage)
Lineage: Eukaryota; Viridiplantae; Streptophyta; Magnoliopsida; Lamiales; Lamiaceae
Product: probable aspartyl protease At4g16563
Exons: 1
Coding region: 123-1484 (453 amino acids)
Biological process (GO): proteolysis
Cellular component (GO): extracellular region
Molecular function (GO): aspartic-type endopeptidase activity
Source: RefSeq, a predicted model, not a curated record